AUGUUAGGCUUCGUCUUCCUCUCUGGUGUCUUCCUCGGAAUCAUCGCCAUCUUAGCUGCCGAAGCUGCGGCAUUAAUGUAUCUCGUGAACCGAUUGAAACGAAAGAUAGAUUCAAAACCAUCCCCUGAUCAAUCCACCAAUGACAUCAUCACCAUUCCUCUAACCGAUCUCUCCCUCAACAAACAGGGAAUGGUUUGGAUUCUGGAGGUGGAUGAAGGUGUGAAGAACUGGUGGAAGGAGAAGUUACCUAAAGAGAAUAAGAGGAAGAGAGAUUUCUUGGAUGUUCAUCCUCUUCGAAAAUUCGCGAGGAUUAAAGAUCAUAAGCUGAUCUUAUCAGAUGGUUGUGAUAGCACUCAGGUUGCAGUUUCUUUAAAAUGUUGCUCUAUUGAAGCUGUUUCAGGGUCUCAUCUCCCUGCAAGAAAAUGGGCCAAAAGAUAUCCUAUAAAAGUUGAAAGUAAGGUUUCUUCAGAUUUAUACAAAGGAAACAAGGUGUUUUACAUCUAUCUCGAGACUUCUUGGGAGAAGGAAUCAUGGUGUAAAGCUCUUCGUCUUGCUGCUUGCGAGAAUCCGGAGAGGUUUAUUUGGUACUCUACCAAAUUGCAACAGGAGUUUCGUAGUUACGUGACGUCUCUCAAUGUUGCAUAUCAUUCGUUUAUGAAACCAUCCGCUAGAUUUUGUUUUGAGACGUUUGACAAAGGGAACAACAGAACGGAUGGUUCUUCUUCAAAGGUUCGUUUGUUCUUGAAGAAGUUUUCAAGGAAGCGAUCACACCGAAAAGACAGGAGAGACUCUGUGGGUUCGUACCAAGAUUUACAACAUGGAAGUAUUAGCUCAGGGAGGAGCGGUUCAGGGAGGAGGAUGGGAGAUUACAACGUAGAUGAAGCUGAUGUGCCUAUCUUUUCACGUUCUGUGAGUCAUAGCAGCAGUCAUAUCUCUGGGGUUUCAGAUGGAGACUCUGAAGAGAAGUUUGAGAUGGAUGAAGGAACAUUGGCGUGGAAUUUGAUAAUCUCUAGGCUGUUUUUCGAUCUUAAACAGAAAACAGGAGUGAAGAGCUUAGUGCAAGCACGAAUCCAGCGGGUGUUAUCCAGCAUGAGGACUCCAAGUUACAUAGGAGAACUAAUCUGCUCAGAUGUUGACACUGGAAACCUCCCACCUCAUAUACAUGGUACUCGAGUUCUUCCAAUGGAGAUGAGUGGUGUAUGGGCAUUCGAACUAGAUAUUGAAUACUCUGGUGAAGCGGUGAUUGAGGUUGAAACACGGGUUGACAUACGUGAGGUGGAUCUGCAAAAAGGUAUAUCUGACGCAAGGCUGCAGCCAAGUUCUGCAGGGGAAGUCACGCCAAACAAUGUUGAAGAUUUUGAAAAGCAAUUAUUACAAAAUGGUGAUGAAUCCAAGGGAUCAAAAGGAACAAAGACAUCUCCAAAUGGUGUAUCCAGGUGGAAGUCUAUUAUUAAGAACAUUGCUGAACAAGUUUCCCAGGUGCCUAUCUCUUUGUCAAUACGAGUGUCUUCUCUUCGAGGGACACUGCGAGUACACCUGAAGCAGCCUCCUUCUAAUCAGUUAUGGUUUGGAUUCACGAGUAUGCCCGAAAUAGAAUUCGACCUCGCAUCUUCUGUUGGGGAACACAAAAUCACCAACAGCCAUGUUGCUAUGUUCUUGAUCAACCGGUUUAAGUCGGCAAUACGAGAAACAGUGGUUCUUCCAAACUGUGAAAGCCUAACGAUUCCUUGGAUGAUUGCUGAAAAAGAUGAUUGGGUCCAACGCAAUGCUGCUCCAUUCAUGUGGAUGAAUCAAGAAAGCGAUCACAAUAGCUCACAUGCAACAACAGAAGGGAAAUCUAAAUCUGACAAGCCACCAACUUCUUCUUCUUCUUCCUCUGUUCACUCUGAGCAAAUGCAUAAAACUCCAAACGUUACUCAGAAGCCGAUUGUUCCUGAAGUUUCUUCCUCCUGUGCUCAGUCUGAACAAGUGCAGGAAGCUGCCAGUGCCAUCGAGAAACCGAAUACUGAAGCAGAAGCUACGUUUACACCAUUGUCUAGAUCCACCACAACUGUUACAUUAUCAAGUGACAAAUCCCUGGAGGAACUGAAAACUCCAUUACUGCGACCCAGCAACAGUGAAAAGCAGUAUACAAACUCAAGAGACAUGGCCGGAGAGAUGACUGCUGCUCAGUCACCAUCUAGGUCAAUACAUUCAAGCGAAGAAGAUGAUUCAAGCGGAAAGAAACUGGGAAGGAGAGCAAGGAUGCUGGGUCUUGGGAAGAAAAUGGGGGAGAAGUUGGAGGAGAAGAGGCGUCACAUGGAGGAAAAGAGUAGACAGAUUGUUGAAAAGAUGAGAGGACCUUCUUAA
Molecule: messenger RNA, 2349 nt
Organism: Eruca vesicaria subsp. sativa (arugula)
Lineage: Eukaryota; Viridiplantae; Streptophyta; Magnoliopsida; Brassicales; Brassicaceae
Source: the annotation of a GenBank genome assembly